UUCCACAGGUAAUAUUGCAUGUUGCCCCAGGGCGAACUCCCCCUGUUGGUAUCUGAGUGAUCCCUGCUGGGCCUUCAUUCAGCAUCGGCACAGCCCACGUUCUAUUGAUGGCCUGUUGUGAUUUCAAUGGAACAUCAUGGGAUGUAUCUGGCACGGCGGGCAGCACUGGAUGGAGGUGCCUUUAGCCCCGUGUACCUGGCAUGGUGAUAAAGUGAAAGGGGAAAGGAAGAGAAGGUGGAGAUGGAACUGCCAAAUCAUGCCAAACAACUGCUUCUGCAGCUGAAUCAGCAACGAGCCAAAGGUUUCCUCUGUGACGUGAUCAUCGUAGUUGAAAAUGCCCUCUUUCGUGCCCACAAGAACAUCCUGGCAGCCAGCAGCAUGUAUUUCAAAUCCCUCGUCCUACACGACAACCUGAUAAACUUAGAUACGGACAUGGUCAACCCCACUGUGUUCCGUCAGAUCUUGGACUUUAUUUAUACUGGGAAGCUCUUAAUGACUGACCAGCCCGGUGAACAGAACUUUAAUGCUCUCCUCACCGCAGCAAGCUACCUCCAACUACAUGACCUAGCAGCCCUUUGCCGAAAGAAGCUGAAACGCAAUGGGAGGUCUUUCGCUGGCAGGGCCGGCGGCGCCCCCAGUGUCGGGAGACCUCCGCGGAGUCAGAGACUUUCCACUGCUUCAGUCAUAACUCGUUAUUCAGGGUCAACUGAGGGGAUGAAGGGCUCUCACUCAAAGGAGAUGCCAAAGGGAAAGAUCUCAGAUGAUGAGGUCUUCAUCAGCAGUUCCAACCAAGAAAACUCUCAUGCUUUGAAUAGGGGGAUCGGUAAGAAUGGUGGAGACGGGAGCAAUAGCAGUGCUAAUGGGAGCAGCGGAGAUCAGGAGCUUGGCCUUGACCUAUCCAAGAAAAGCCCCUCACUCCCUACGGCGGCAUCCCUGGAUGACAUGCAGCACAGCGAAAGCCAGCGUGGUUCCCCCCGACCUGCCUCAGCCCCCGCAGCCAACAGUGCCUCAUUGUUCGAUGAAUCCGCCACCGGAGCCCCACCAAACCUAGCUGACAACUGCGAACCCAUGGAAAUGGACUUGAAUGAGGACCGCCAGUCCCUCCCGGAAGGCAACCAGCGGAAGAGCCUGCGUCACUCAUCGCGCAAGAAGGAGUGGAUCAAGAAGGACAAUGCCUUUGACAGGAAGGAGGGUGGCAAAGGUACGGAAGAAAGCGAGGGGCUCCCCAACGGCAUUUUGAUGGGUCCCUUGUGUAAGUCAGCAGAGCGGAGUCUGGGACUGGGAGCCUAUGGGGCAGAGUUGCCAUUUCCAUGCAAAGAGGAAGUGGAGAACGGCAAGGAGAACAGUGAUGAGAGCGGGCAGAGCGAAAGCGAGAGCGGCGGGCACACCAGCGCCAACUACGUCUACCGGCAGGAAGGCUACGAGCCAGUGGCCUUCGGGGACAACCUCUACGUCUGCAUCCCUUGUGGAAAGGGCUUCCCUAGCUCCGAGCAGCUGAACGCCCACGUGGAAACGCACACAGAGGAAGAUCUUUACAUCAAAGAAGAAGGGACGUAUGAUGACAAAGAGGAGGAAGCGGAGGAUUUGUCCAAUCCCAACCAACCCUACACCUCAGAAUCCCGGCCCUUCAAAUGUUCCGUGUGCGAGAAGAGCUACAAAGAUCCGGCCACUCUCCGGCAGCACGAGAAGACUCACUGGCUGACGCGGCCUUUCCCUUGCAAUAUCUGUGGCAAGAUGUUCACCCAGCGGGGCACCAUGACGCGGCACAUGCGCAGCCACUUGGGCCUCAAGCCCUUUGCUUGCGAGGAGUGCGGGAUGCGCUUUACCCGGCAGUACCGACUGACAGAGCAUAUGCGUGUCCACUCAGGGGAAAAGCCCUACGAAUGUCAACUGUGCGGCGGGAAGUUUACCCAACAGCGCAACCUUAUCAGCCACCUCCGGAUGCAUAGCUCUCCUACAUAAGCCAAAGACUCUGCAAUGAGUUCUGAGCCCACCCGCCAUGAACAUACCUUUCCCUAGACUUGCUGCUUUAAAACAAAAUUAUAUAUAUAUAUAUAUAUAAGGGCCAUUCCCUUCCCUGUUCAGUCAUGGGAGGCCUCAACCAAACAGAGCUUUAUUUCUACCCCACCCCCAAAAACCAUAAAGAAAAUCAGUCCACGUUGAAGCUGCUGCCUCUCCCCCCAUUUUAUACUUUCUUUGCCCAAUAGGUCAGAUUGUAGCCAGAAAUGCCACUAUUCAGCUAGGCUGUGUGGGGAUAUAUAGUUUAACUGUGAGCCCCGUUGUGGGGGGUGUGAGAGAGGGUGUCCUUCCAGGUUGAUAUGAAUCGGAAAUGUGGCGAAAAGGUUGAUCUUUG
Molecule: messenger RNA, 2353 nt
Organism: Euleptes europaea (tarantolino)
Lineage: Eukaryota; Metazoa; Chordata; Lepidosauria; Squamata; Sphaerodactylidae
Gene: HIC2
Product: HIC ZBTB transcriptional repressor 2
Exons: 3
Coding region: 241-1962 (573 amino acids)
Biological process (GO): regulation of transcription by RNA polymerase II
Cellular component (GO): nucleus
Molecular function (GO): protein binding; DNA-binding transcription factor activity, RNA polymerase II-specific; RNA polymerase II cis-regulatory region sequence-specific DNA binding
Source: RefSeq, a predicted model, not a curated record